This is a messenger RNA of Salvia splendens (bonfire salvia), 2070 nucleotides long. Its product is annotated as protein ABSCISIC ACID-INSENSITIVE 5-like. The transcript is spliced from 4 exons. NCBI's taxonomy places the organism in Eukaryota, Viridiplantae, Streptophyta, Magnoliopsida, Lamiales, Lamiaceae. Gene Ontology annotation, molecular function: DNA-binding transcription factor activity. Gene Ontology annotation, cellular component: nucleus. The record is from RefSeq and is a predicted model, not a curated record. The coding region runs from base 221 to 1435 and encodes 404 amino acids. Gene Ontology annotation, biological process: positive regulation of DNA-templated transcription.
UAUGUAACUUAAUUAUAAUAGUAUAACAGGUUGAUUUGAAUUUAAUUUGAUCAUCUACCUCUAUCAUGAAACCUUAUGUAACCAUAACCAACUCCAAAAUAAAAAAAUGUGCGCCGAAAUUGGACACAGAUUUUCAUUUGUCCGUUUCUUAUUUUCUUGAUCUUGAUUGGUGGAACAGUGAUCCAAGAAGUUCCUUGAAAUCUUGGCCAAUAAUUCCGACAUGGUAACAACAGAUUCCGAGAUAGAAAUGGAUUCACCGUUGGAAUCAGAUCAGCAGCAACAGCCUAAGAAUCAGUCGUUGGGGCGGCAGUCGUCGAUAUACUCCCUCACGCUCGACGAGUUCCAACACACUCUCUCUGAGAAUGGCAAGAAUUUUGGAUCCAUGAACAUGGAUGAGUUCCUCAACAGCAUAUGGACCGCCGAGGAAAAUCAAGCACACGGCCAAGGACACGCAACGAAUGGUGCUGGCGCCAUCCCUGGCCAGCAUUUUCAGCUGCAAGAAAGCAAUGGGGAGGGAAUAGCCAAGCAGCAUAGCUUGCCUAGGCAGGGGUCACUCAGCAUCCCAGAGCCUCUGUGCAGGAAGACCGUAGACGAGGUGUGGUCAGAGAUUCACGGGAGUCAGCACCACGGGAAUGGCGGCCACGGCCAUAUUCUGAAUCCCGGGACUACUACUCACAAACAGGCUACUUUUGGAGAGAUGACACUCGAAGACUUCUUGAUACGGGCCGGGGUUGUGAGGGAACAGAAUUUCGCGAUGGCGCCACCUCAGCAACAGCAGCCGCCUUUUGGAAUGUACCAGAACACUAACCAUCCCGCGAUGGGGCCGGGAUUCGCCCAGAGCCCGGUGAUGGCUGUUGGAGUUGCUGCUUCCGGGAUCAACUCUGUUUCGGGUUAUCAUCCACUACAGAGUGGUGUGGGAGAUACGACCGGCUAUGGAGGGAUGAAAAGGGGCGGUGGAUAUGCCCCACAAGCCCCUCCUCCGGUGGGGAGCUACGGAGGGAGAGUGGGGAACGGAAGCGGAGGGGGGUUUGGGGGGUUGGGAAUGGGGUCACCGGUCAGCCCUUUGUCGGAUGGAAUGGGAGCGAACCAAGUUGAUGGAAUCGAGGGGAUGAGAGGAGGGCGGAAGCGGACGUUAGAAGGCCCGGUGGAGAAGGUUGUGGAGAGGCGGCAACGGAGAAUGAUCAAGAACAGGGAGUCCGCUGCAAGAUCCAGAGCAAGGAAGCAGGCUUACACGGUCGAGCUCGAGGCCGAACUGAACCAACUCAAAGAAGAGAAUCUACACCUCAAGCAAGCUCUGGCUGAGUUAGAGGGGAAGAGAAAACAGCAGUACUAUGAGGAAGAGGAGGCGGCAAGACAAGCACAAAUGCAGUCAAAAUCAUACAAAGCUAAUGAGAAAUUAAGAGCAAUGAGAAGGUGCUUGAGCUGUUCGUAUUGAGAAGGCUAAGUAUAGUUAUGGAGGGCAUCAAAGCAGCUAUAGAAUUCAUAUAGUCUUAUAGUAUGUUUUUUCAUGAGUCUUCUAAAUAUAUUUGGUAGGGCAAUUAGAUGAGGAAAGUUGUUUCUACAGGGAUAUGUAAUCUUAUCUUAUACCUAAAAUCUAAACCAGGUAUGAUCUCUCUUCUCCAUUUUAGAAGGUAUGAACAGAGCAAAAGCAUCCAUAUUUUGAUAUGCAGAUCCCCUGUCUAUGUUCAGAGCAAACAAAGCAUAGCAUGUGGUGUUUGUUCUAAUUAGGUUUUCUCAAGCUAUAAAGGUAGAGCAGAUCAACAUAUUAUGUUACAUGUAUCAGCAUCAACGGAGUGUAUUACUCUGUUUCUCUGGUUUUCAAUUUACUGUAUUUACCAUUUAUCCUCGUGUAAUGGAUCAAAUCAACCUUUUGGGGAGACAAGGAAGGAUGAAUCAGAAUUAGAGGUAGGGAAAUUGCAAUAAUCAUAAAGCAAUGGCUGAAUUGAUUGAAUCCGCCCAAUAACGUAAGAAGAAAAAACCCUCGGUUGCCGAAGAAGCUAGAUUUUCAGCUAAGUAUUUUCAAGCGAAUACAAUAUCAAAGGCUUUAGUCACUAGUUUGGAGACUUACGA